Molecule: messenger RNA, 2486 nt
Organism: Chelonus insularis
Lineage: Eukaryota; Metazoa; Arthropoda; Insecta; Hymenoptera; Braconidae
Gene: PIP4K
Product: phosphatidylinositol 5-phosphate 4-kinase
Exons: 9
Coding region: 412-1923 (503 amino acids)
Biological process (GO): phosphatidylinositol phosphate biosynthetic process
Cellular component (GO): plasma membrane
Molecular function (GO): 1-phosphatidylinositol-4-phosphate 5-kinase activity; 1-phosphatidylinositol-5-phosphate 4-kinase activity
Source: RefSeq, a predicted model, not a curated record
UGACGGUCGUUCUGUUUAGAUCGAAAACUUUUUCAUACAAUAAAAUUUCAUAAAAUACAAACAUAAAGUUAAAAAAAUUUUUAGUGUAAUAGCAAUUUUAAAGAACUUUAAACUAAUUACAUUAUUUUCGUGUGAACAAAAGAGUUAUAGUUGAUUAUUGGUAAUUGUGUCGAGAAUUAUUACAUUUUUUGCUAUUGGAUGAAGCGCAAAAUGUCGAUGGCGUAAUCGAGUUAUUACAAUUAUUUAUUUAUCUUGCGGCGUUUUUAUUACACACCUCGAACAGGAAGUUCUUGCGGUUAUUUGGUCAAGUAGCCAUCUGAUAAUAAUAAAUAAUUUGACAAUAACACAGUACACCAUAGAGUAAUUAAUAAUUAUUAAACGUGAAAAAGUUUUAAAAAAUAAUUUUGAAAAAUGUCGGGGACACUACAUUCAUCUGGCGGGCUCUCAAAGCUGAAGAAGAAACACUUUCGAGUUAAGCAUCAAAAGGUCAAGCUUUUUCGUGCCAACGAGCCACUCCUAAGUGUUUUUAUGUGGGGUGUCAAUCACACAAUUAAUGAAUUAAGCCACGUCAAUAUACCAGUUAUGCUGCUCCCAGAUGAUUUUCGAGCUUACAGUAAACUAAAAGUGGAUAAUCAUCUUUUCAAUAAAGAAAACAUGCCAUCACAUUUCAAAAUAAAAGAAUACUGUCCUCUUGUAUUCAGAAAUUUAAGGGAAAGAUUUGGUAUUGAUGAUAUUGAUUAUAAGGAAUCAAUGACCAGAUGUCGUGUGUUUAAUCCCUCGCGAGCUAAUCGGCGAUUGAGAAAGCCACAAAAUACUGAAAGUAUUCAGGCAAUCAACGAAAAUGGAAAACUACAUCAAAUGGUACAACGAUCCGCUACUGUUCCUUCGAUAACAAUAUCGGCUCCUAGCUCCGCGUCGCAAUUACCGAAUAUUACUAAGCCACAACGUACCUACAGUUUUAAACCAAAACGUCUGAGAUCACAACCAACGCUUGAUGAUUCUUCAGGUAAAAGCGGCGCUAAAUUUUAUCAAUCUUACGACAAAUUAUUUAUUAUUAAGACAUUAACGAGUGAAGAAGUGGAAAGGAUGCACUCAUUCCUUAAACAUUAUCAUCCAUAUAUUGUCGAAAGGCAUGGAAAAACUUUAUUACCUCAGUAUUUAGGAAUGUAUCGUCUUACAGUUGAUGGUGUAGAGCAUUAUGUAGUCGCAAUAAGAAAUGUUUUUUCCAAUCACUUAACAACGCACAAAAAGUUUGACCUAAAAGGUUCUACAGUUGAUCGAGAAGCAUCUGACAAAGAAAAAGAGAAAGAUUUACCAACAUAUAAAGAUAAUGAUUUUGUUAAAGACGGUAUGAAAAUUUAUAUAGGUGAAGAAGCAAAAACCAAGUUAAUUGAAACUCUCACAGCAGACGUAGAUUUUUUAACGCGAUUGCAUUUGAUGGAUUAUUCUUUACUUGUGGGUUUACACGAUUGUGCACGAGCUGAGCAAGAAAACCGAGAAAGAGCAGAAAGAGAAGAAGAUGAAGAUAAUCAUGAUGAUGAAGAAGACAGUGAAUCCGGUAGUGGUAUAGAUUCUAGGGGACCUGGCACUGAAAGAGCUUGGGGAUGGGGUGGAAUUACUGGGAUGACAACACCCCCAGAAUCACCUCACACAGGAUUUAUGAGAGAAAUGAGUCUUCAAUAUGAAAAUUCGAUUAUACCUGAACUCGAUAUAUAUGCUAUUCCUAGUUCAGAAGGAGCUCCUACUAAAGAAAUUUAUUUUUUGGCAAUAAUUGAUGUUCUGACGCACUAUGGAGUGAGAAAACAAGCAGCAAAAGCUGCUAAAACUGUGAAAUAUGGGUCAAACGUUGAUGGUAUUUCUACUUGUGAUCCAGAGCAAUAUGGCAAGCGAUUUAUUGAAUUUAUGAGUAAAGUUAUCGAAUAAAUCAAUGUUUAUUAUCUAUUUGACUGAAUAAAUGUUGAGAGAUUAAAUCAAAUGGAAAAAAUUGUUACUAAUCUAUUGCUAUUGCUAAGUUCAUGUCGAUGGUGAGAAAUUAGAAAAUUCAAUUCAAAUCUAUAUUGUAGUAACAAUUACAAAUAUUACUUAAAAAGACCAUUUGUUAUAUUCGUUUAUUUAAAAGAUAGCAAGUAUAAUAAAAACAUAAAAUCAGUUUUUUGUGAGUAAAUAACAACUGAUCUAUUCCAUUUCUGCGUUUUACAUGAUUUAAAGUGUUUAAAUUUUAAAUGUAAGCUUCAUUGAAUGUCUUUUAAAUAUUUUUUUUGAUUUUCUUACGAUGUUUUUUUUUUCUAUAAUCUCAAAUUAGUUUAUACAAUAAAAUAUAUGGUACUAAGAUAAAAAUAAUGUCAAUAUUGAAAAAUAUUUUAAAAUCGAAGAAAAAACUAUUAGUAAUUCGCAGAAAUGAAGCGGAAUGGAAAUGAAAUAAAACAUCAUUUUCAACAAAAAACUAGAUUAUAAAAAAAAUAAAUACAAUAAACCAAUAAUACUAA